AUGGAAAAAGAGAGGCACGAUAAGAAGAGGAAUAAUAAGAGUGACUCUGAUACUGAUUCAGAUCAUGGUGAGAAUCUGAAGAACUUUAUGGCGUUUACAACCUUGGGUUCUGUGAAGAAGUCUGCGGUGGAAUCUGUGUCAUCGUCUGUGUCAUCAUCUGUGUCAGGGUCUACACGUGGAGAUGAUGAUGCUGCUGGAAGUGAGGAUGAUGCUAAGGGUUUCGAUCUGGAGAAAGUCAAGCUAGAGGCUCAGAUUGGUGAAGCUUUGAAACAUGCUUCAGUGAAAGAAGAAGAAGAAGCAAGACAAGCUAGAGUUCAACUUGAAGAAACUCAGAAAGGUCUGAGGAUGCUUAAUACUGGUACAGAUCAGUUGGAUCAUCUUCUCAGCAUUGGGCAAAGUGAUCGGUGUGGUCUCGGGUUCAAGGGUAAAUCUUCUAAAGGUGAAUGUGUUUUUGUGUCUACUGGUUGCGACUGCUACUGCGACUGCAAUAAAGGCUUCUACUGUGACUGUCCAAGGACUGGUGAAGUAACUGCUGCAAGGGCUGCGACAGCGACUGCUGCAAGGGCUGCGACAGCGACUGCUGCAAGGGGUGCAACUGCUACAAGGAAAACUCUAGAAGUGCAGAGUGCACCUCGACGAGCUUGUGUUCCUGUUUGUCAUCAUUGUGGAGUUCGUGGUCAUAUUAGGCCAAGGUGUUUCAAGCUGUUGAGGGAGAAACAUCAGAUGAAGCAAACAUAUGGUAUGAGGUUUCAUAAUCCAGUAUGUUAUUGUGAAGCUGAAGGUCAUGUUCAGUGUGGUGGGCUUAAUUCUGGUCAUAAAGCUAAUCAUGGAGGGAUAAGGCUCAUGGAUACGUGGUCUGGAAGAUCUGGUCAUUAUGGAGAUGGUGGAAUGAGUUUCUAUCCUCAGUAUGGAGGAUGGCGAUCAUCUUCAUAUUAG
Brassica napus (rape) is the source of this 936-nucleotide messenger RNA. RefSeq lists its product as uncharacterized. The record is from RefSeq and is a predicted model, not a curated record. The transcript has 4 exons. NCBI's taxonomy places the organism in Eukaryota, Viridiplantae, Streptophyta, Magnoliopsida, Brassicales, Brassicaceae. Bases 1 to 936 code for a protein of 311 amino acids.